GGAUGUAAACACAACAAUCUCACUAUAACUUACAUCACAGCACAGCUCAGCUACACCUCAACACAUCACAGCUGCACCAGUGUCACCAGCGUUCACACCAUGGAAAAACUACGAAUGAUGUUAGUGCUGUUGGUGUUGAGCGCCGCUGGGAUUGUCUGUCAAGACACUUGUACACCAGACUGUACUGGAAAACACGAACGUGGCGUGGUGACCGACCCCUUGAACUGCACCAACUACUGCUUGUAUUUCAAUGACGGCACCGCGGCGGACCAGUCUCUACCCUGCGACGCAGGCGAGCACUUCGAUGCUCAAACAAGCGCCUGUGCUUCGCCAGCUGAUUGUACACCCACAUGCAAGCCACCAGUUUACCACAUCACCUGCAACGGCUCCCUCAGCUUGAUUAGCGACGCAUUCGACUGUAGCGUCUAUUAUAUUUGUUUGGCUAAUGAUGUGCAAGGACCCCUCGUCUGUGACCCUGACAGAUCUUAUUUUAAUGGGGAGGCAUGCGUCAGCGACAAAGAGGUUUGCUGCACAGUCUCGUGCACUCCCUACUGCCCAGGUGGGAUCGUGCAGGUCCCCGACCCUACGGACUGCCACAGGUACUACAUCUGUACAAAUGCUGGACCGGUCAACCCUGAUUAUCACUUCCAGUGCGAUGUUGGACAAGUCUUUGAUUACCAGAUUGGUCAGUGUGUAACAGGCGUUUCUUGUAUCACCUUGUGUGACGACGGUACAGCACAGAGUGCACGCUAACUCAAAUCCCUGAUGUAACUCGUACCACUAGGCCUGGUCUGAGACUGAGCCGCGGGGGCGUUGACCCCCGAAACCCUCUCCAGGUAAACUGUAGAUGCGCCACACGCCGUAGUGGCUACAACACUAGAUACCAUGCACACCCACACGCACACGAACACGCACCCAGACACAUACCACAAACGUUGUCCACUGACAACAUUGUACAUGUUAAAUGAAUGUGUAAACUGUUAGU
Molecule: messenger RNA, 985 nt
Organism: Cherax quadricarinatus
Lineage: Eukaryota; Metazoa; Arthropoda; Malacostraca; Decapoda; Parastacidae
Cellular component (GO): extracellular region
Molecular function (GO): chitin binding
Source: RefSeq, a predicted model, not a curated record